AUGACCAGGGUUUAUACCGCAUCUUUCGCCUUCUUCGAGGCGCUUUGGGAGGCUGGAGUCACACAUACGUUCGUCAACUUGGGCUCCGACCAUCCAUCGAUCCUGGAGGCCAUGGUCAAGGGCCAAAAGGAGAAGCCAGACCAAUUUCCAAAGAUCAUCACCUGCCCCAAUGAGAUGGUCGCUCUCUCUAUGGCAGAUGGCUACGCUCGACUUACCGGAAAGCCUCAGUGCGUGAUUGUUCACGUAGAUGUCGGAACACAAGGCCUAGCCGCUGCUGUACACAACGCUUCCUGCGGUCGUGCUCCGGUUCUAAUCUUCGCUGGCCUCUCCCCAUUCACAAUUGAGGGAGAGAUGCGCGGCUCCCGCACCGAAUACAUACACUGGAUCCAAGACGUUCCCGACCAGAAACAGAUUGUGUCUCAGUACUGUCGUUAUUCGGCCGAAAUCAAAUCUGGCAAGAACAUAAAACAGAUGGUUAACCGGGCACUUCAGUUUGCGACAAGUGACCCGAAAGGACCCGUUUACCUGACAGGUGCUCGAGAGGUUAUGGAAGAGGAGAUACAGCCCUACACGCUGACUCAAGGCGUCUGGGGACCAGUUGCACCAUCGGCUUUGACGCCAGAGGGCGUCGAGCUGAUCGCCUCUCAUUUGGCCGCUGCCAAAGAGCCUCUAGCAAUCGUGGGCUACUCAGGUCGCUCUGCUCGAGGGAUGAAAGAGCUAGUCACACUGGCCGAUACGUUCAAGGGACUCCGGGUUUUGGACACGGGCGGAUGCGACAUGUGCUUUCCGGGCGACCAUCCUGCGUCGUUAGGACUCCGUUAUGGUGUCCAUGACGCUAUCAAGACCGCCGACUUCAUCCUAGUUGCCGAUUGCGAUGUACCAUGGAUCCCAACACAGUGCAAGCCAUCGGAUUCAGCCAAGAUCAUCCACAUUGACGUCGAUCCGCUCAAGCAGCAAAUCCCUGUCUUCUACAUUCCCUCUCUAGCAACUUUUCGGGCGGAGUCCGCGACUGCAUUCAAGCAGAUCAACGACUUCGUCGCGUCUAGCAAGGCUCUGCAGGAUGUGGCCAAUUCUGAAGAACAAGUCGCAUUCGGUCGGCGCCGGGAAGAAGAAUAUAAGAAGACGCGUCAAGCUGUUGCAGACCUUGCUGUAGUACCUUCGGGAGGCGAUGACGCUUCAUUGAAUGCGUCUUACCUCAUGGCUCAAGUCCGGAAAUCUUGCCCAGAAGACACCAUCUGGGCCAUUGAAGCGGUGACCCUUACUGCGACUGUAGCCGACCAGAUCAAUGCUACCCUGCCCAAAUCCUGGAUCAACUGCGGUGGCGGCGGCCUGGGAUGGUCCGGUGGCGGUGCCUUGGGAAUCAAGCUAGCUACCGAUGAUCAGCACGGUGGUAAGAACAAGGGUAGAUUCGUGUGCCAGGUGGUGGGCGACGGGACGUUCCUCUUCUCAGUACCAGGCUCCGUUUACUGGAUUGCCCGGCGCUACAAUAUUCCAGUGCUCACGAUUGUGCUGAACAACAGAGGCUGGAAUGCACCUCGCAGAAGCAUGCUUCUGGUUCACCCCAAUGGAGAUGGCUCGCGCGCAACGAACGAAGAUCUCAAUAUCUCUUUCGCUCCUACCCCAGAUUAUUCAGGCAUCGCGAAGGCUGCAGCUGGAGGUGAGCUUUGGGCUGGUCGCGCGGCUACAGUAGCCGAGCUAGGAAAGCUCCUACCAGAGGCUAUCCAGAGUGUGCUCAACGGGACUGCAGCUGUCCUGGAAGCCCAGCUAGAUGGGACCACUGGAAAGUAUGUUGAGAAGAGAUAG
Messenger RNA from Aspergillus udagawae, 1803 nucleotides. Its product is annotated as putative thiamine pyrophosphate enzyme. Gene Ontology annotation, biological process: L-valine biosynthetic process. Gene Ontology annotation, cellular component: acetolactate synthase complex; mitochondrion. The record is from RefSeq and is a predicted model, not a curated record. The transcript is spliced from 3 exons. Gene Ontology annotation, molecular function: magnesium ion binding; acetolactate synthase activity; thiamine pyrophosphate binding. The coding region runs from base 1 to 1803 and encodes 600 amino acids. NCBI's taxonomy places the organism in Eukaryota, Fungi, Ascomycota, Eurotiomycetes, Eurotiales, Aspergillaceae.